AUGCCAAGAUGCGAAAAGGUUUUAGCUGGCCGGGGAAUCGCCUUCGGGCGACGGUUUUUUGGUAAGUAAAUUAUUUGAAAAAAUGUAAUCUUGAGCUUCUUUGUUCCGUUAAUUUAAUUUUGUUAUAUUUCACGGCAUGCUGAAAAAACUCGGAUGGUUCGUUUAGUUCGGUCGGACUUUCCAGGCAAGAAAGGUAAUUAUAUUUUUUUUUAUGCGAUUCCUGCUUUUCGAAAUUCCUCGUUGAGCGUUCUUCAAUAAAACUAAAUUCUUUUCAGUGCGGAAGAAGCUGAUCUGAGAGAAGCACAAGAACAAGGUGCUGGCGAUGUCAACGAAACAACUAUUGAUGAAGAACCUUCAAAUAUUGAUGUGGUUGGAUGAAAUAUUUAUUGAUGUGUUCUUUAAGGUGUUUUAACUGUCACAUAGGCCAUUCCGCGACAGCUUGUCACGUUUUUCUUUUCGCCAAAAAGACCGUAUAUAUCAAAUUUCUGCUUUUAUAACGGCAAGAAACAACGGUCUUGAAGCGAAGUUGGUGAAAUUUGACCUGGCCUUUUGGCGGAAAGAAAAACGUGACGAGCUGGCGCGGAUUGGCCUAUAGACAUUUGUGUCUACUUUCCAAAUCUUAACACGCUGUCUCUGUAAUUCUCAAAAAGAGUGGGUACAAUAGAAAAAAUAUUUUUUGGUUUUGAGGAAACUUCACCCGCUGUGAUAGUCUGUCAUCAGAAAUGCCGACGCAAGUUUUCAGUCCGAUUCCUCCUACCGUAGCUAGGUUACGGUAGGCAGGUGCGUCUUUUCGUAUUUAGGAAACUAUGCGUUCUUUCUAGGAAUACCUACCGGUCAUCUCGGAAAAUCGCUUCGAAGAGGCUCAACUUGGCAUCUGUCGGGGAAAAUCGCCCGCGGUUAGAGAUUUCUACCUCUCUUCUCUCUUCAGAUCCGGUGCUAGAGUUUUUUUCAUUUGAUAGAGCAAGGUUGUACUUCACAGAUGAUAGUGUUUCCUCCGACUUUCAGCCUACCCUUCUCACAAAAAAUUCAGUUUGAAGCCGAUUUUGGCCUAAAAACAACGAUUCUCAGAUUUCAACGAUUUUUCCUGAGCUCAGUCCUACGGAGAAGUCGGAGGAAACACUAUCAUCUGUGAAGUACAACCUUGCUCUAUCAAAUGAAAAAAACUCUAGCACCGGAUCUGAAGAGAGAAGAGAGGUAGAAAUCUCUAACCGCGGGCGAUUUUCCCCGACAGAUGCCAAGUUGAGCCUCUUCGAAGCGAUUUUCCGAGAUGACCGGUAG
Caenorhabditis auriculariae is the source of this 1278-nucleotide messenger RNA. The record is from the annotation of a GenBank genome assembly. NCBI's taxonomy places the organism in Eukaryota, Metazoa, Nematoda, Chromadorea, Rhabditida, Rhabditidae.